Molecule: messenger RNA, 420 nt
Organism: Sodiomyces alkalinus F11
Lineage: Eukaryota; Fungi; Ascomycota; Sordariomycetes; Glomerellales; Plectosphaerellaceae
Exons: 3
Coding region: 1-420 (139 amino acids)
Molecular function (GO): monooxygenase activity; heme binding; oxidoreductase activity, acting on paired donors, with incorporation or reduction of molecular oxygen
Source: RefSeq, a predicted model, not a curated record
AUGGCUCAGGAGACCGUGCCCAUCCCGGAGCCUAAGGCCCUGCCUCUCCUGGGUGAAAUCGUGAGGUUACGCUUUCCCGCGAGGACCAUCGUCCUCGUUUCCACCCAAGCUCUCGUGGAUAAGACGUGCGACGAGAAGCGCUUCAGAAAGGCCAUCAACGCCACUCUUGCCGCCCGGUACGGCCCGGACCACCCCAUCAUAGUCACCGACGACUUCACCCGCCUGACUCUCGACACCAUCGCCCUCUGCUCCAUGGGCUUCCGCUUCAACAGCUUCUACUCCCCCGUCCUCCACCGUUUCAUCGAAGCCAUAGCCGACUUCCUCGCCGAGUCCGGCGAGCGCGCCAGGCGGAUGCCCCUCUCCCCCGUCUUCUAUAGCGACUUUCAACUUGCGUCCUCGGCGGGCCAAACGACUGGGUAA